AUGGCUCCCCCCACCGAAGGUACUUACAAGCUCAACACAGAUGCCAGUGUCAAAAUUAACUCAGGACGGGGAAAGGUUAGUGGUAUCUUUAGAUACCACAGGGGAGAUUGGGUCAUAGGCUACACUAAGGUGUUCACCCAUGUGGAUGUUUACCAAGCUGAGCUCCUUGCCAUUCUUGAAGGCCUAAAAAUUGCCAUCACCCACCAUCUUACUUCGCUUGAAAUCAACUCUGAUUCAGCCACUGUAAUUAGCAUGAUUACCUCUGAUUACCCUCGUUACUCUAACACCGUAGCAGAGUGCAGGUACUUAAUGCGGGAACUGGGGACCCCAACACUCAGAUACACAUGUAGAGAGCAAAAUAGCGUUGCAGAUGUGAUGGAAAGAAGUACCAGCGUUGACAAUGCCCCUUUUGAUCAAUUGCACAUUUUGAGAGUCACUCUACUGUAUGUAGCCCAAGCUAUGGUAGCGGACAAACAUGGAGUUGCCUUUCCUAGAAGGAUCGCAAUUGUUAAUAUAGUAAAUAAUGUCAACACAUCUCCUACCCUUUCAAACUCUGUAGGAGGGUCUACUGAUACUUUGCAAACAUCUUGUAUUAACGCUACUUAA
Messenger RNA from Capsicum annuum, 606 nucleotides. RefSeq lists its product as uncharacterized. The coding region runs from base 1 to 606 and encodes 201 amino acids. The record is from RefSeq and is a predicted model, not a curated record. Gene Ontology annotation, molecular function: RNA-DNA hybrid ribonuclease activity; nucleic acid binding. The transcript has a single exon. Lineage: Eukaryota; Viridiplantae; Streptophyta; Magnoliopsida; Solanales; Solanaceae.